This is a messenger RNA of Miscanthus lutarioriparius, 2379 nucleotides long. Lineage: Eukaryota; Viridiplantae; Streptophyta; Magnoliopsida; Poales; Poaceae. The record is from the annotation of a GenBank genome assembly.
AUGAGUGCUGUGCAAUGGUGGGACGAGUGGCAGCUGCGCAACCUCGUCCUCGGCAGCCUGGGCUUCCAGUGGUUCCUCGUGCUGGUCGUCCCCAUGCGCAACUACACCGUCCAGCGCUGGAUCAGAGCAUGCAUCCGGCUGGCGUCCAUCUGCGCCGACGUCCUGGCGAUCUACGCGCUCGCCACCCUCUUGUAUCGCCAGGCCGCCGGUAGGUGGAUCAGCGGCUUCGACGACUACUACAGCAGGGCCCAACAAGUGAGGUCCCUGCCGCUGGAGGCCCUGUGGGCACCUCUCCUCCUCGUCCACCUGGGCGGGCGGGAGGAGCUCACCGCCAGUGGCAUGGACGACGACACGGCGCUGUGGGUCCGGCACGCCGCGGUCCUGGUCACGGUCACCGUGUACGCCUUCUUCACGUCGUUGCGCUACUUCAGCGACAGCAGCGACGCCUUCAAGCUGCUGGCGUCGGCGGCCCUGCUGCUCGUGGCCGCGGUCGUCAGCUCCUGCGGGAAGCCGUGGGUUCUCAGGAGAGCCAGCGUCCGCCGGCUGGUGGCCAAGUCGUCGCUGGCGAAUGGAGCGAGGACGACGAAGACGAAGACGAAGCAGCCUAGCGGCGGGUGGUGGGAGUGGUGCUUCACCGGGCUGGGCGACAGGUACAAGUGCUGGAAAGAGCUGAAGCCCCGCGGCACCGCACCGCUGCUGUCGCAGGGAGACAAGGUGCAGAUGCUGCUCUCGGGCCUGUCGCUGCACGCCGCUAGAGCAACGCUGGAGACGCGGAAGAAGAAGAAGCCAGAUCAGAAGAUCCUCGAGCCUCUCAAGUCCUGGCGGCGUGAACAGCAUCAAGCCCUGGAGCCCUCAGAAGUUGACAAGAUCAUGAAGCCCUGGCUGCGCCAAGCGUUCGGGCUCAUCUACACGAGGGAAGCCACGAUGUUCACGCCGGCGUACCUGGCCUGCCACGCGCUGCUGGUGCCGUCCCUGUACGUGGCCGCCACCGUGCUCUUCUUCUUCGCGGUGGACUACAAGAAGCAUGGGUACAGCAGGUACAGCAGAGCGGAUGUCAACACGACGUACGCUCUGCUGUGCUUCACCGCGGCGCUGGAUGUCUUCGGGAUGUUCGUCAGUGAGAUGGUGCACUGGCUGCUGUCGUCGUCCGGUGGAGCGUCGUCGUGCGAGAACCUGCCGGGGCAUAACCUCAUGGACUCGGUUCUCUGGACGAUCAGGAGGCCGAUAGUAUCCAUGCUGCUGCUCAGGUGUUACAAGGGAGGUUCUUUCGGCAAGGACAAAGAUCGCCUGUACGGCCGUGUCCUGAACGUCAUCAGAGACAAGGUGGAAGACAAAGACAUCAUCAUCAUAAACAAGGUGGACAUCAUCUUAAAUAAGGUGGAUGACAAAGACAAAGAAAAAGACGACAAAGGCAAAGGCGAAGACAAGAAUUUCGACCUCGACCUAUCCAGUUACAGAAGCUUGAGCAAGCGCAACUGGAUUCUCAGGAACAAGGACCUGGAAGUAGUUCGCGGCAACAAGUACGAGAACAUCCGGGCCAGCCUGCGUGAGAAGCCGUUCGACGAGAGUGUCCUCAUCUGGCACAUCGCCACCGACCUCUGCUUCCGCGUCAAGUCUCCCGACUACUUCCGCUUCAGGCCACCGCCUGAAGGGGUGGUUCGUGAAGUGUGCACGGAGGCGAUAUCCAAUUACAUGGCCUACCUCCUGGAUUUCCAGCCCGAGAUGCUGAUGGCCGGCAGCAGGCAACAUCUCUUCACCGAAGCCAUGGCAAACAUGGAGUGCGUCAUCAGAAAAGCCACCAAGGGGUUGAGGCCCAAGCUCAGUGAGAAGCAGCCGUUGGAUGACGUGAUCCUAGGCAAGAUCAAGGAAGAAGCAGCCAGCCUAAAAAAAAAAGAGGCGUACACCGUCAUUGACGACGCUUGCAAGCUCGCAGAGGAGCUGCUGGGCAUCCAGGACCACGAGACCCGGUGGGAGCUCAAGCACCGCGUGUGGGUGGGCAUGCUCUGCUACUCUGCCAGCAUGUGCAGGAGCGACCUGCAUGCCAAGAGCUUGGGAGAAGGCGGGGAGUUCCUCUCCAAUGUCUGGCUCCUCAUCUCACUGAUUGGGGGUAGGACCUUAGCGGACAAACUCCAGAUGCCUGAUGACGACCCAGAACCAGAAGGCGAGGAUCCAGCAAAGGACAAGGGAGAACAAAAACCAAAACCAGAAGCAGCAGACAAGGUUCUUCAGACGCCGGACUCGGAAUCAAAAGACAAGCGGCGUAGUAAGGCUGCCAAUAUUUUUAGACAAGGUUUUGAUGCUGGACGGUCAUGGCUUGAUAAUCUGAGUCUUCAGCUCUGGUUUUGUACUUUGUACCCGCAGCCAGCUGUGAAGAGUUGA